GUUGAAGUAGGCGUCCUCCUUACAAAUAUGUGUUUCAGUCUUGUGGCGUGGACCUUAAGUGGGGAAACGUAGACUUUAAAGUUCUUUCACUGAGGGACGUUUUGGUGAGUUUUGCGAAACAAACACAUCCUACGGUAGCUGAAAAUGACCAGGAAGAGAUAACGCUACAAUGUGACAGAAUAACAUUACACCGUGGAUGUCAGAAGUGUAACUUACUGACUGCCAUGCUGUUGAAUGUAACAGUCCUAGCAUGCCACGCAGGCAACUAUCCUUACCAAAUACAAGAAAACUUUGGCUGCAGCUGACAAGUAUGUGUGGCCCGCGCAUUAUAAUAUCUUGACAUUCAAUAUAUUUCUUCCUGCAUUGGAUUCACUUUUCUGUUUUUUGAAACUGAGGAAGAUGAAGAUUAGGAGAUACUUCAGGGGGAGUGGGAGGGUACUGGCAUUUGUUUUCAUCGCCUCUGUCAUUUGGUUACUGUUUGACAUGGCUGCGCUUCGCAUAUCAAUAAAUGAUGUGAACAGUCAGCUGCUGAAGGAGCGUGUGAUACAGGAGAGAGAGCUGAUUAGACAGCAGUCUGCCAAGGUGACACAGCUGAUGAAAAGGGGGUUUAAGCACCCAGUGCAGAGGGUAGACCUGGAUGUUGACCAUGCAGACACGGGGCAACACAAUCCAGGGAACAAAGUAGCUCAAGUGUACAGGCAUGGAGAUAAGAAGCAUGACCCGAUACCGAAGGACACCAAACUGGGCUCUCUGCAGCCACAAGGGCACAAUGAACCCAAGCCCACCAGCUCUAAAUCUGCUGUUUCUGAACACCAUGAAGCAGCUGUCCUGCACAAUGCCACAUCAAAGCAGGGUCUUCCUGUGAAAACAAGAGCACCUGCCAAAAAAGUAGAUAAAGUAGAUAAAGUAGACCUGACUGAGACAAAAUCAGAAGUAAAGAAAAGUGUGCAUGGUUCCAUUAAAGUGACAUUACCUGCCGUAGUGCCUGAUAUAACCAAAGUGCCACCUGGUGUUCAGGAGAAAAAACAUCCCCCCCUUCCUACCUCAGAGAAGAAACCCUCCAAAGUUGGAGAUGCAAUAGGACAAAUUAUAGAUGGUGUGGAUUCAAAAACAAAUGUCAAGGAUGACCCUAAGGCCAAGAGCGGUAAAGAAGUGAGCCAGCUCAAGGCCAACGACGUGCAUUCUGUCAAAACGUCUUCUAAACUUUCAAAUAAGGAUGUAAAAGAAAACGAGGUGAAAAUAAAGAAAGAGGAAAAACAAGUCAAAGCGCUCGGCAGCAGUGACCCGAGUGCAGUAAGGGAACCCGUGAAACCUGCAAUCAAGCCGAAGCUACCGCAGGGAAAGGACUCCAAGGAUAACACCACUGCUGUAAGGAAACCAGGUGUCCACAAAGUGCUUUCUCUGGAUGUGACUGUGGCUCCAAGAGAUCCCACUGCGGUGGGCCAGUUUGGUCAUGCAGCAAUGGUUCCCAGCAACAAAGAGGGGGAGGUGAAGAAGAGAUGGAGCGAAGGGCAUUUCAACGUCUACCUGAGUGACCAGAUCCCCUUGGACCGUGCCAUCCCAGACACCAGGCCUCAGACGUGCACAGAGAAUCUGGUCCACGACGACUUGCCCUCGACCAGUGUGAUUUUCUGCUUUGUGGAUGAAGUAUGGUCCACGCUCCUGCGCUCGGUGCACAGUGUUCUCAACAGAUCUCCACCACACCUCCUCAAAGAGAUCAUCUUGGUGGAUGACUUCAGCACCAAAGACUAUCUGAAGGAGCCGCUGGAUGUGUACAUGUCCCAGUUUCCCAAAGUGCGAAUCAUUCGGCUGAAGGAACGGCAGGGCCUGAUCAGGGCCAGGCUGGCUGGGGCGGCCGCUGCCAAAGGUGAGGUUCUCACCUUUCUUGACUCCCACAUUGAAUGUAACGUGGGCUGGUUAGAGCCACUGUUAGAGAGGAUCUAUCUGGAUAGGAAGAAAGUUCCAUGUCCUGUUAUUGAAGUCAUCAAUGAUAAGGAUAUGAGUUAUGUGCUGGUUGACAACUUCCAAAGAGGCAUUUUCAAAUGGCCUUUGGUAUUUGGCUGGAACACAUUAUCAGACGAGUACAUUAAGAAGAAUAACAUGAGCAUCACAGAUCCCAUCAGGUGUCCAGUUAUGGCUGGGGGCCUUUUCUCCAUAGACAAGAAAUACUUCUAUGAACUUGGCUCCUAUGACCCUGGACUGGAUGUGUGGGGUGGAGAAAACAUGGAAAUUUCUUUUAAGGUGUGGAUGUGCGGAGGGGAAAUAGAGAUUAUCCCCUGCUCUCGAGUGGGACACAUUUUCCGAGGCCAGAACCCUUACAAGUUCCCUAAGGACCGUCAGAAGACUGUGGAGCGCAACCUGGCUAGGGUGGCUGAAGUGUGGCUGGAUGAGUACAAGGACAUUUUCUACGGCCACGGCUACCACCACCUGCUGGAUAAAAGUGUCAUUGACAUUGGAAAUCUCACUGAGCAGAUUGAGCUCAGGAAGAGGCUCAAAUGCAAGAGCUUCAAGUGGUACCUGGAGAAUGUGUAUCCAGAUAUGGAGGCACCAUUGGUCAAAGCUGAGGGCCUGAUAUUCAAUCGUGGCUUAAGGAAAUGCCUCGCUCUGCAGAAAAGCUCACUGUCCUUUGAGAUAUGUGAUCUCAGUAAGCAGACUCAGCACUUUAAUUACACCUGGAUGAGGCUCAUUCGCCAGCAAGAUUUAUGUGUCGCUCCUCAGGGCAAGGAAACUGGCCUGACUCUAGAAAUAUGUGAUAGUGCCAAGCCCAAUCUCCGCUGGUACCACAAGGCCUCCAACUCAGCACUGGGCGAGCACAUCUUAGCAGAGUUUAUUCCUCACCAUAUGUGCCUGGAGGCGGGGCAUCAUGGUGACACUAUCCACCUCAGCGAGUGUGAAUCCAGCAAUGCCUUCCAAAAGUGGCAGUUCACACACUACUAUGCUAAAUGAUGGGGCUGAAGGAGUUACAGUGUUCAACAUGCACUCUCAGUGGACUCUAAGUCUGUGCUGCAGCACUGACAUUCAACUGUCCAAAACAAGUGUUGUUGGCAGUAAUACGUUCACUGCUGAUGUUGUGUUGCUGUGAAGGAGAUGGUGUGGGGAUGUGCAUUAUUGUAGCCCUUUUCUCUGUAUCAGCCUUGACUGACCCUGACUUUAAACACUAGCGUCAGAGAACAGAGAGCAUCUAGUCACUGUGACAAAGUAACAGUUUUUUGGUUUUACAUGCUGGAAAGUGUGGUCUGGAAGCUAAUUUUAGAAAAGACUUUCUACACAGGCAUUUGGUAAAUGGACCACAGAUGUGGCCGAGAGGACUGUAUUGUAUUCAGCUUCAGAUGAUGUCCAUGGAAAAACAUUAUAUUGAUAAGUUUAUUACUACCACUUACAGUUUGACUGCCAAAGAUCAAAUGGUGCCUCAGAGUAAGCCUGACAGCAUUUUCUUGCUGUGUUCAGUGUAGAGAAUGAAUUUAAUGUAAAAUUAAAAUGCAUGCUGUGUGUCAAAAGCUUUUUUCGUUACUCUGCAUGUCACAUCUUAUGAUGAGACAUCUACUUUUUCUAGAUGCCGUGUACAUUGUGUUAAGUUUGAUGAGGCACCUGGGAUCAAUGACUACUUUGGGGGUUGUAAUUGCUACAUUAUUUAGGUUUAGGAUUUGUUAAGUGUGGUGUCUCCCGUUUGGUAUACAUUUCUUACCACUAGAGGGGAGUGUUGUCUCAAGGUACCCAAUAAAGCUGUGCUGUGACUUAGUUAUUUUCUGACUGAUGAUCAAAAUCUUACCCACAAAUCAAUGAAAUUUCAAUGCAUUUUCUUACAAAAGUAGAAAUAAAGAUGACUUAA
Molecule: messenger RNA, 3829 nt
Organism: Myripristis murdjan (pinecone soldierfish)
Lineage: Eukaryota; Metazoa; Chordata; Actinopteri; Holocentriformes; Holocentridae
Gene: galnt5
Product: polypeptide N-acetylgalactosaminyltransferase 5
Exons: 10
Coding region: 400-2946 (848 amino acids)
Biological process (GO): protein O-linked glycosylation
Cellular component (GO): Golgi apparatus
Molecular function (GO): polypeptide N-acetylgalactosaminyltransferase activity
Source: RefSeq, a predicted model, not a curated record